Molecule: messenger RNA, 1445 nt
Organism: Neocloeon triangulifer
Lineage: Eukaryota; Metazoa; Arthropoda; Insecta; Ephemeroptera; Baetidae
Exons: 4
Coding region: 54-1319 (421 amino acids)
Source: RefSeq, a predicted model, not a curated record
UACACAUAUAUAUAGGGGCUGUUGGGCGAAACAGCGUAAUCACUUGCUUCAUCAUGAGGUGCGCGGCGUGGUGUGCCCUCGCCGUCGUCUUGCUCCACUCGGUCUCAGCUCUGCCAGGACGCCGGGCAAUCGGAGCGUAUCCUGGCGCUGGUGGACCCUACGCAUCGUCAUCGGCACCCUUCAUGACCUUAAAGCCAUUCCUCCCUGCUGCUAAGCCCGCAAACCCAUUCGCCCCGGCGUUCGGCCCGCAGAUGUUUAUGGAUAAAAAGACGGAGCUGCUCAAUAACUUAUUCUCAAAGCCGGCUCCCAGCAGAAGGGCCCUGGCCCCUCCAGGCGGGCCUCCAGCAGCCCCAACCACCGUCGACCCUGGCGUCUAUAAUGCCAAGAAGGUCGAAUUUUUAAACACCCUGUUCGGCGGACUCGGUCCUGCCGUCGCCGGGCCAGACCCCGGCCCCGCGGGGCCAAUCGUGCCCCCCGGCUUCUGGCUGCCUCCAACCACCGCGGCCCCCGUGGACGACACCCUGGCCAGGGCCAAGAUGCUCGCCCAACUGGUCACAGCCACCCUGCAGGAACCCAUCGUCCCCCCUGAACCGGCCACGCCACCCAUGUUAUUCGCCCCGCCGCCGGUCCCAACAACCCCCAAGCCAACAAUAGUUCCACCCGGCUUCUGGCUGCCAGCAAGUCCCUUAGUGGCCCCUGGUGAAUACGCGAGCAAGGUAUCAGAGUUUUUGGAGAAACUUUUCGCCUCCAAGAUGACGACCCCGGCACCCCUUGCAGUGAGAAGCUUGGCAGCUCGCCACCACGAGCACAACCCUCACACAGAUCCAGAGAGAGAAGAGAGGUCGCUGCCGCCUCCGCCUCUCAACCCCAAAGACAUGGUCAUAAAUUCCAUUCUGACCGAGGUGUCUGAACUGAAAGCCGCCCUCAUGGACACUGUAACCGAUAUGGUCGCCAAACAAAAGUCGCUGCCGUACAUGCCACCGAAGAAACCGAAAAUUCUUCCCCCGUGGGUGCCAACCCCGCCACCAACCCCCGACCCCCUGGAGCCCUAUCAGAAGCGGCUGGAGACCCUUGGUCAGGUCUUUGACAUGCUGACAGGCCUUGGCCAGGAGGUCACCGCACCGAAAAAUGACACCGCGACCACAACCACAAGGGCGGUGCGAAGCGUUCCUGCCAGGAGCGUGCAAUUAGCAGUGCACCAGGGCUAUCAAAGCAUGCCGCCCGGCACGGAGGAGCUUGUUUCUGUGGGCGCAGGAAGGGACCCAAAGUCAAAUCACGAAGGUGGGGGCCUCAACUUGAAGAUAAAAGUGCCUCAAUAAAUCUGUAAAGCAACUGCUGCUGGAUGAUACUAAAAAAGAUGGAAACUAGAAAUAAAGGCAGCAUUGGAAUUGAAAUUAUCAUUGCGUUUCAGUUUCUUAAUCAACAAAUUACCUGUUUUAUUUUCU